AUGAAUGCUGAUAUGUUCAUGUUUGUUGCUGCAUGUGCAGCGUGUAAGCACCUAGGGGAAAAAUGUGACGCAAAUUGCCAACUUUUCGGAGUAGACAACAUCAUAAAGCUGCUUAAUUCUGUUCCUGAUGACCAGAAGGAAAAAACUGCUGAAACCCUAAUAUUAGAGGCUAAGAUUAGGAAGGAAAAUCCUGUCCAUGGUUGCCUUGCCAUUGAAAGAAAACUGGGGGCAGAAAUUGAAGCACAUGAAAAGGAGCUUGAAAUGAUACAAAAUCAUAUUUCUUUAUACAAGAAAAUGGCCACAUUGCAAAUGGAAGAACAACAGUCAGAAGAAGAGCUCGAUAGAUCUUCCUUGGCUUUGGUUUCUCCAUCUGAUGCUCAUUUCAGCAUGCCAGGUGACAAAUCAAGGAACAUGAAAGAUGGCAAGACUAAAGAUGUAUCACCGUUUUACAAUAGUGUCCAGCUGUCGCUCACCCUAUCUGGAAAUGAUGGCCUCGAAAUCAGCCACGAGGGAUGGAACUGGAGCACAGGUCUGUAUCUGCACCAUAAAACAGUGCAGCAAGUGUAA
Messenger RNA from Lycium ferocissimum, 567 nucleotides. RefSeq names its product LOB domain-containing protein 21-like. The transcript has 4 exons. NCBI's taxonomy places the organism in Eukaryota, Viridiplantae, Streptophyta, Magnoliopsida, Solanales, Solanaceae. The coding region runs from base 1 to 567 and encodes 188 amino acids. The record is from RefSeq and is a predicted model, not a curated record.